Callithrix jacchus (white-tufted-ear marmoset) is the source of this 2768-nucleotide messenger RNA. It is a transcript of the gene LRRC45, whose product is annotated as leucine rich repeat containing 45. NCBI's taxonomy places the organism in Eukaryota, Metazoa, Chordata, Mammalia, Primates, Cebidae. The record is from RefSeq and is a predicted model, not a curated record. Gene Ontology annotation, cellular component: plasma membrane; centrosome. Gene Ontology annotation, molecular function: protein binding.
CAGCGCCUGCUGGGAGUUGUAGUUCCCGCGGCCGCUCCCGGCGCGCCUGGUUCCUCCUGGAUACUGAGGUCCCAAAGCGGCUGUCGCGAGACCGGGGCCGAGGCUGCAAGCGCUGCAGGGCCUGGAGGGGGCGCGCGACGAGCCUGCCUGCUUCCUGUACGGGUGGUCCCCACGCACCGCGGGGCCCCAGCCCAAAGUGGACCUUGACUACCGCCCAGCCCCGCGCUCCCAGGACCUCCCGCCCGCACAGCCCACUCUGAUUGCUCUUCGUCCGGGUCAGCGGAGGCCCAGUCUCCUGUACCCGGCGCCGGGGCUGCUCCGCACCAGGCGGCUCCCUUUCAGCAGCUGCGGGAGCAUGCGAAGGAGGUCCUGCCGACCCCGCAGGUCAUGGAGGAGUUCCGGCGCUGCUACAGCCGCUUGUGCAGGGAGAGUGGGGCCGAGCCCCAGGAGGCUGUCCUGCAGCAGCUGCACCAGCUUCCCAGGGGCCGGCUGGACCUGGCCACGCAGAGCCUGACAGUGGACACCUGCAGGGCCCUAGGCAAGCUGCUGCCGAGGGAGACGCUGUGUACGGAGCUGGUCCUAAGCGACUGCAUGCUCAAUGAGGAAGGUGGGCAGGCCCGACAGGGGGCCACACUGCUGCUCCGAGGCCUGUGUGCCAACACCGUGCUGCGCUUUCUGGACCUAAAGGGCAACAACCUUCGAGCCACCGGGGCUGAGGCUCUGGGAAAACUCCUCCAACAGAACAAAUCCAUUCAGAGCCUUACACUGGAGUGGAACAACUUGGGCACGUGGGAUGAUGCUUUUGCUACCUUCUGUGGGGGCUUGGCAGCCAAUGGCACGCUGCAGAAGCUGGACCUCCGCAACAACCAGAUCAGUCACAAGGGCGCCGAGGAGCUGGCCCUGGCCCUGAAGGGCAAUGCCACCCUCCAGCAGCUGGACCUGCGCUGGAAUAACAUUGGCCUCCUGGGGGGCCGGGCUCUCAUGAACUGUCUCCCCAACAACAGAACCCUGUGGAGGCUAGACCUGGCUGGGAACAACAUCCCCGGAGAUGUCCUCAGAGCUGUGGAGCAAGCCAUGGGCCACAACCAGGACCGGCUCACCACCUUAAAGGAGAACCACGCCCGCACUCACGUGCUCAGCAGGGAGGUCCAGCACCUCAGGGAGGAGAAGUCCAAGCAGUUUUUAGACUUGAUGGAGACCAUUGAUAAACAGCGGGAAGAGAUGGUUAAGACCAGCAGGGCAUCAGCAGCCCACAUAGGGCAGCUUCAGGAAGCCCUGAAUGAGAGGCACUCCAUUAUCAACGCUCUCAAGGCCAAGCUGCAGAUGACAGAGGCUGCCCUGGCUCUGUCAGAGCAGAAGGGCCAGGACCUGGGGGAGCUCCUGGCCACAGCAGAGCAGGAGCAGCUGAGCCUGUUGCAGAGGCAGGCCAAGGAGCGCAGGCUGGAGCAGCAGGAAGCUGCGGAGCGGGAGUCUAAGUUCCUCAGAGACUUGUCUGCUGCCAAUGAGAAGAACCUGCUUCUGCAAAACCAGGUAGAUGAGUUGGAGCGGAAGGUCAAGUGUCAGCAGGAGCAGCUGUUCCAGACCAGGCAGGAGCUGACCAGCAUGUCGGCCCAGCUGAAGAUGCAGGCCAUCCAGGCCGAGGAGCGCCUGGACAUGGAGAAGAGAAGGUCCAGACAGAGCCUGGAGGACUCGGAAAGCCUGCGCAUCAAGGAGGUGGAGCACAUGAGCCGCCACCUGGAAGAGAGCGAGAGGGCCCUGCAGGAGCGGGUGCAGAGGCUGGAGGCCAUGCGGCUGUCCUUGGAGGAGGAGCUGAGCCGGGUGAAAGCAGCAGCACUCAGUGAGCGUGGCCAGGCUGAGGAGGAGCUGAUCAAGGCCAAGAGCCAGGCCCGCCUGGAGGAGCAACAGCGCCUGGCUCACCUGGAGGACAAGCUGCGGCUGCUAGUGCAAGCGCGGGAUGAGGCGCAGGGCGCCUGCCUGCAGCAGAAGCAGGCAGUGGUGGAGGCCCAGACCCGGGCCAGCCAGCUGGGCCUGCAACUGGAGGGCCUGCGGCGGCGCCUGGAAGAGCUGCAGGAGGACCUGAGCCACAAGGACCAGGAAAGGGUGGCCGAGGUGAGCAGGGUGCGUGUGGAGCUGCAGGAGCAGAACGGCCGGCUGCAGGCGGAGCUGGCGGCUCAGGAGGCGCUGAGGGAGAAGGUGGCGGCCCUGGAGCGCCAGCUGAAAGUGAUGGCGAGCGACCACCGAGAGGCGCUGCUGGACAGGGAGAGCGAGAACGCGUCUCUCCGGGAGAAGCUGCGGCUCCGGGAGGCGGAGAUCGCCCGCAUCCGGGACGAGGAGGCCCAGAGGGCGAGCUUCCUGCAGAACGCCGUCCUGGCUUACGUGCAGGGAUCCCCCGUGCGGAACCUGAGCCCCCCAAAGUGAGGCAGGCCGGGAGGACCCGGGCGCAGCAGGCGUGCAUCAGGGAGCGCGCGAGAUGGACCGGGGUUCGCGUCCUGCCCGCGCUGCCUCUUCCUUUGAGACCCGGGCCGUCGGGUCCAAGCGGGGGUUGCAGCGACUGGAGGAGGUGUCGCGGCCGCGGGGCGACCCCGUGGGAGGCGCCUAGGAAGGGCUCCCUCCCUGCCCCUUCGUCCCAGUCGACGCCGCCUGGGAGCGCACCGGGAAGGGGUCCCGCGGGUGCGUCUCCCCCUCGCCAUUUGCGAUGUCACCCUGAACGCUGCGACCGCCUGCACGCGGCGGGAUUUGGAAAUACAGCGUGUUUGCACUUUGUGAUA